Messenger RNA from Caenorhabditis briggsae, 624 nucleotides. The transcript has 3 exons. The record is from RefSeq and is a predicted model, not a curated record. Bases 1 to 624 code for a protein of 207 amino acids. NCBI's taxonomy places the organism in Eukaryota, Metazoa, Nematoda, Chromadorea, Rhabditida, Rhabditidae.
AUGUACAAAGCCGCCCAACUAUCCAAUCCUUGGUUUAACGGUACUGCAGUUGCUAUUGCUCAUAAUUCUCCACAAUUUUGCCUAGCUCUUCGAGAAGCCAAAAUUUUUCUCAACUACGAAAAAGUAUCUUCUUUUAUGUUCGAUUCGAAAGUUUGCAAACCUGGAAAGCAGGCCAAAAAGGCUUGUAUUGUUCCAAAAGUUGGAUGUGUAAAUUUCGUGGGAAAUUUGAGAAUUGGACCGAAAUUCAAUUUCAAAAAAGUGAAAAACUUGAAAUUCAUAUAUGGAAGUUUGAUUGUCAAAAAUUCAAGUUUAACGGAUUUCAAGGUUUUUGAAAAUUUGUUGGAAAUUGUUCAAUUGAACUCAACAAAACUGGCGAUAGAUGUUCAAGGGAACAAGAACCUUCAAAGCGCGACGUUUCCAAAAUUGAAGAGGAUCUACUCUGCCAAUACUGUUGGAGUCUUAUUCAAAAAUAACCACAAUUCUUUGAAAUUCGAUUCCAAAUCUUGUAUUUCAAUUCGAUCGGCUAUGCUAAGAGCCGGACCAGUAUGUACUUGUUCGCCGAUUUUUGACGAUUUGAAGUGUGAAGAAAUGGAACAAUGGAAGAAACAGACUGGCAGGAAAUGA